GCGGAAGCGGUUUUACACCAUGGAGCGGAACUAUGGGGAGGGGGAGACCAUGGUUCAGUAUCUCCAGAGGGUGGAUGAGAAUGUGAGGGCUUUGGAGGAGCUGGAUUACACGGUAGAUGAGAAGGAGAUCAUCUAUACUGCACUCCAAGGGUUGGAUCAAGCCGCUAAUGAGGCAUUACUACAGUACCUUCACCUCGAGCAACAGAAAUGGACCAAGGUGUGGAUUUGGGAGGUUCUAAUUUCUGAUGAGGCUCGCAAAGUUGAUGCUGGAAGAGGCCUAGAAGGAGGCAUGGGUGCAGCAGAUAAAGCUUUCUUCAGGAAAGGCUAUCAACAGCAAGGAGGUGGGGGGAAGAAGAAAGAGUUGGACGAAUGCCGUGUGCCCGGAUGCAACAAAAAACACUCUUGGAAGAGUUGCUGGAGUAGGCCUGAGGGAUGGAAGCCUCACGGCUACUCUGGAGAGGUCCCACCAGUGACCAAACCUGAUUGGGUGGAGAAAAGGAUGAAGAAGGGGCUCUGGAAUAAGAAGGGCAGCAAGGGAGCAACGGCCGCAACUGCUAAGGAUGAGAAGGGGAAGGGCCAAGACAACUCCUCCGAUGAUGGUUUCUCGUUUCUCAUGCUAGGGCAGGAUGCAGCUCUCGCUGCUUGUGCACACGGAUGUGUGUGGAUCGAUGCAAACUCCUGACCGGGAAAAGGGCAGCAGGUACUUUGUCACCUUUCUUGAUGACUUCAGUCAACUUAGCUGGGUCAUCUUGGGGAAGACCAAGGAUGAGAUGGCAAAGGUGUUUAAGCGGUGGAUACGCUGUGUGGAGAGGGAGUCAGGGGCCAAGGUAAAGGUGUUAAGGUCCGAUCGGGGUGGAGAGUACCUUGGGAAAGAACUUCAAAUCUUCUUGGAAGAAAAGGGUAUUUCCCACCAGCUCUCUGUACCUUACAUGCCGCAGCAAAAUGGGGCAGCGGAGCGGCUUAACAAGACCUU
Closterium sp. NIES-67 is the source of this 973-nucleotide messenger RNA. NCBI's taxonomy places the organism in Eukaryota, Viridiplantae, Streptophyta, Zygnematophyceae, Desmidiales, Closteriaceae. The record is from the annotation of a GenBank genome assembly.